AUGGGGUUGGUUUACCCACCCGUUUUUAGAGAGCAGGGGCCCGUAUUUUUUAACCGUCAUUCAGACUGGGCCCCACCCCACCAUGGUUCUGGUCACGUGAUAUUGCUCCUGGCUUUGAGGAGUGAUCUAGUGAUGAAGUCGUUUUCUGCAGCCUCGGUACUCGAUUUGACGAAGCCUCCGGAUGUCGAGGGCUUUACUCCGUUACCCAAACUCAAGGAGGAAGGAUUUCAAGAGAAGUUUAUUAGGAAGACGAAAGAAAACCCGUUCGUUCCAAUCGGAAUGUUAGGCACAGCAGGUGCUCUUACUUAUGGUCUGAUCGCCUUUAAACGUGGCAAGACACGACAAUCUCAGCUAUUAAUGCGAGCACGUAUCUUUGCCCAAGGUUUCACUGUUGCUGCUAUCCUGGUGGGUGUGGUAGCUACUGCACUGAAGCGCAACGUCUAAGUAGCUUUUCUGCUGUAUUGGUCCAGGACCAUCCAAAACCAACAAAUGCAAAAUAGUAAUGGAGAAUUUUUUUCUGCAUCAUGUUUAAUGACAAACAUGCAUAUGAUUGAAACCUUCUUUGUAGAAAUAUAAUUCAGCACAGUAUUGAUAAUUUACAUUUAGGGAGUUCUCAAUACCAAACAUAUUUCAGUGAGUAAUCAAAGCUACAGCAUAACUGAAUAUUUCUGUUGAACGGAAAAACACACAAAGGGGUGAUAGGCAGAAUGUAAAGUAAAAUUUGGAGUCCUAGACCAUAAACAAAUAACAAGUUUAGCACUCAGUCUUUUUUUUUGUUCUUCCCACCACCCUUUCACGUGUAUUUUCUUCUGCCAUGCACAAUUCACAUUUGAGGAGAUAAUUUUUUUUUUGCCUGUAACCUUUGCUGACUUGUGCUCGAGAUGACUUGCUGUUUUCUGAUUCACCUUGUGGGGAGCUGCUAGGCUCAUCUUUGUACAGUUGAAGCUUGGUUUUGUUAUUUGGAAAUAUGGACUUCCACAUGCCAACCUACUGCACUUUUUUUUUAAAAAAAAACAAUGUAUACCAUUGUAUGUACAAAGUUGAAAUAAAACAAGUUUGUUGAGGAGUAAACUGCAGCUACCAGCAGUGGUAGAUGAAAAACAAUGUCUGUGUACCUUUUUAAGACACCAUGUAAUGUAUAUUUUAUUAAAUCAUAAAAAAUUCUGUAGCGAACUAUCUUAUUGAAAUGUGCUUCAAAAAUUGUUUUGAAAUGGUGUUUCAGACAUGCAAUGGAUUAUAUAAUUAAAUAUUU
Stegostoma tigrinum is the source of this 1252-nucleotide messenger RNA. RefSeq names its product HIG1 hypoxia inducible domain family, member 2A (gene higd2a). The record is from RefSeq and is a predicted model, not a curated record. NCBI's taxonomy places the organism in Eukaryota, Metazoa, Chordata, Chondrichthyes, Orectolobiformes, Stegostomatidae. Gene Ontology annotation, cellular component: mitochondrion. Bases 1 to 444 code for a protein of 147 amino acids. Gene Ontology annotation, biological process: mitochondrial respirasome assembly. The transcript has 3 exons.